CGUUGUGACGUCGCGCGCCCCCCCCCCUCUGGAGUCUGUGGUGGCUGGAGCUGCCCUGCGUGUGCGAGUGCGAGUGUGGGAGCGUGGGAGCGAGCGCGCGCGUGUAUGUAUGUCUGUACGUGGGUCUCCGGGCGUGCGCGCGCGCGCGUGUGUGGAACUCGGUCUCCCCGGUGGGGCCGGAGCGGGCCGCGGCGACGGGGGAUCUGAAGGGAUCUGUCGAAGAAGAGGGAUCCCAAAGGACCUACAGAGAACCAGGAGUUUCUGACCGGCUUCUGUGCCGCCCUAUUUCCCCCUCCUAGUGUGAAAAUUGGUGUCGUGGUGCUGCCUACGUGCUAACCCUGCUCCCCUCCUUGGAAACAUGUGAGGGGUGCCCCUUUCCCUGUACUUUUCCUAACCCCUCCGUGGGUGUGUGUCGUGCUGAGGCCAAGGCGCUGGCCAUCAUGAUGUUCCGGGAUCAGGUGGGCAUCCUGGCCGGCUGGUUCAAAGGCUGGAACGAAUGUGAGCAGACGGUCGCCCUGCUCUCCCUCCUCAAGCGCAUCUCUCGCACCCAAGCCCGCUUCCUGCAGCUGUGCCUGGAGCACUCGCUGGCCGACUGCACAGAGAUCCACGUUCUGGAGUCUGAAGCUAACAGCGCAGCUGUCAUCAACCAAUGGCACCAAGCGCCCAAAGACAAAGUGGUCUCCCUGCUCCUCUCCCACCUGCCCCUCCUCCAGCCCGGCAACGCAGACGCCAAGUCCGAGUACAUGAAGCUUUUGCAGAAGGUGCUGGCCUACUCCAUCGAGAGCAACCUCUUCAUCGAAGAGAGCCGGCAGCUGCUGUCCUACGCCCUCAUUCAUCCGGCCACCACCCUGGACGACCGCAGCUCCCUGGCCCUGUGGCUCAACCAUCUCGAAGAGCGCCUUUCCAGCGGCUACCCCAGCCAGGGCAGGGCGCGGCCGGACACGGCCUACCACUCGCGCCAAGGCUCCGAUGACUGGCAAGGUCCGGGGGAGACGGGCCUCGGAGACCUGGGCCACGGCUGGCAGGAGAAGGCGCCGCGGGAAAACGGGCACAUGUCCUUCCACCCCGCUGGCUCGGUGUCCUCGGGCAUCAAUAGUAUUGGGAGCAGCACAGGCCUCGCAGCUCUUCCUUGCCAAAUCCACCCCAGCCCGCUGAAGCGCUCCAUGUCGCUCAUCCCCACGGGACAGCAGAUGCCCAGCGAGUGGAUGAACGUGGACGAGAUGGGGGCCCGGCCGGCCUUCAUCUCCGGCGGGGAGCACGCACCCCUCUCGCCCCAGAGCAGCGUGGCUUCCUCAGGGAGCGAGCAGACGGAGGAGCACCCGGGCAGCCGGAACACCUUUCAAGAGGACGGCAGCGGCAUGAAAGAUGUCCCCUCGUGGCUGAAGAGCCUCCGUCUCCACAAAUACGCAGCCCUUUUCUCCCAAAUGACUUACGAAGAGAUGAUGACUCUCACCGAGCAGCACCUGGAAUCGCAGAAUGUGACCAAAGGAGCGAGGCACAAAAUUGCUUUAAGUAUCCAAAAGUUGCGUGAAAGGCAGAGUGUCCUGAAGUCUUUGGAGAAGGACAUCUUGGAAGGGGGGAACUUGUGGAAUGCGCUCCAGGAACUGCAGCAGAUCAUCACCACGCCCAUCAAGGCCUUCCACGCUCUGCACGCUGUGGCCGCGUCCAAGGAGGCCCAGCCCCUGGCAGCCGAGCCGAGGGGAGGCCCCACGCUGGGCCUGGAGAAGAGCAGCAACGAGGAGAAGGAGGCCACCGAGGACCCCUUCCCGCCCCCCACAGGCUCUCCGUGUGACGGAGAAUCCGGGGCGGCACCGAUCGCCGAAGGGGACAUUGCAGGCCAAUUCACUCGCGUGAUGGGUAAAGUGUGUACGCAACUGCUUGUCUCCCGGCCAGACGAGGAGAACAUCACCAGUUACCUCCAACUGAUAGAGAAGUGCUUGAUGCACGAGGCCUUCACCGAGACCCAGAAAAAGCGCCUCUUGUCCUGGAAGCAGCAGGUCCUGAAGUUGCUCCGUACCUUCCCGAGGAAGGCCGUGCUGGACAUGCAGGGCUAUCGCCCCCAGAAAGGGUGGGCCUUUGGCUCCAACUCUCUCCCCAUAGCUGGAUCUGUGGGGGUGGGGGUGGCCCGCCGAGGACAGAGGCAGUUCCAGAUGCCCCCCCGUGCCCUCCCCCCGAGCCGCAUGGGGAUCCUGAGUCCCGUGGGGAUCGGCGGAGUGUCUCCACGGCACGGACUGACCAGCCCGAAUCUGGGGAGCCAAGGUCGGCAGAGCCUCUGGUUUGCCAACCCGGGGGGCAGCAACAGCAUGCCUGGCCAGAACCGCAGCUCGGUCCAGCGGACCCACUCGCUGCCCGUCCACACCUCCCCUCAGGCCAUCCUCAUGUUCCCGCAGGAUUGCCAGCUGCCUGGAACGGAUCUGGAGAUCAACCCCACCUUGGAGUCCCUGUGCCUGAGCAUGACGGAGCACGCGCUGGGCGAUGGCACGGACAAGACCUCAACCAUCUGAGCAAGCUGGAUCUGCGGGCAUCAUCCUGAGAAGCUUUAGGAUGGCUGUUUAUUUUUUCUCCUCCCAAUUCCUUUCCGUUUUUUUUUUGUUUUGUUUCAAGCCCCUCCCCCAGGGGUAUGUCACUACGGGGGUAGGUGAAUAAUUUUUUUGUUUUCCUCCGACCCCCUUCCUCCUCCUCCAACCCCCCCCCCCCC
Molecule: messenger RNA, 2698 nt
Organism: Notechis scutatus (mainland tiger snake)
Lineage: Eukaryota; Metazoa; Chordata; Lepidosauria; Squamata; Elapidae
Source: RefSeq, a predicted model, not a curated record